UGAAAGGUCAUGGAUCAUCACAAGAAAUGAGUGACGUUUCAAUGUUAUCUUCUAUGCCAUAUUUUUCUAGCUUAUUUAAUUUAAUGGGCGACAAUUUUUCUUUGCUCAAGUUGGCCUUUUUUAUUUUUAUUGGUUUAUUUAUAUCACCGUAAUGCAUUAUGCAUCCAACACAAAACAUCAUUGGACCCAAAAUAUAAUCUUAUUUUAUACUCCGAUUUUCGUGCUUGUUCUUCAUUACAAAAGAAAAAGGUGAAACAUAGCCAGGUUCUUUGACUUCCCCCAAGAGAAAUUCUAGAGAUAAUCUGAAAGACUCUUAAAUGUUUCAAAUGGUUCGUUUGAAAGAGAAACUCUGUUUAUUCUUCAACAAUAGAUGGCUCGUAUUCGUUGCAGCAAUGUGGAUUCAGAGUUUUGCUGGUAUUGGAUAUUUAUUCGGCAGCAUUUCUCCGAUCAUUAAAAGCUCUCUUAAUUAUAAUCAAAGGCAACUUUCACGUUUGGGUGUGGCUAAGGAUUUGGGAGAUAGUGUUGGAUUUUUGGCUGGAACUUUAUCUGAAAUCUUGCCGUUAUGGGCAACUCUUCUUGUGGGUGCUAUUCAGAAUUUUAUUGGGUAUGGCUGGGUUUGGCUCAUCGUCACCGGUCGAUCUCCUAUUCUUCCCUUAUGGGUUAUGUGCAUUCUUAUAUUUAUAGGUACAAAUGGCGAAACCUACUUUAAUACAGCCGCACUUGUCUCAUGUGUGCAAAAUUUCCCUAAAAGUCGCGGUCCUGUUGUGGGAAUACUUAAGGGGUUCGCUGGCUUGGGUGGUGCAAUUAUGACUCAGAUAUAUGCGCUAAUCCAUUCCCCAGAUCAUGCUUCCCUUAUAUUUAUGGUUGCCGUUGGACCUGCAAUGGUGGUUAUUGCUCUCAUGUUUUUAAUCAGGCCUGUUGGUGGCCACAGACAAGUCAGACCUUCUGAUGGAUUCAGCUUUUCAUUAAUUUACAGCAUUUGCAUUAUUUUGGCUUCUUACCUGAUGGGUGUCAUGCUUGUUCAAGACCUUGUUGACGUGAGUCACACCAUCACUACAAUCUUCACAGCUAUUUUAUUCGUUCUAUUGGUAAUCCCGGUGGUGAUUCCCAUCUCCUUGAGCUUCUCUCAAACAACAAGAGGACCAUCAGAAGAGGCUCUUCUAUCCGAGUCACAAAAACAAGAUCCUGGUGUAUCUAAACAUAAUGAUGAUCAGGAAAUUAUAUUUAGU
Molecule: messenger RNA, 1229 nt
Organism: Nicotiana tabacum (common tobacco)
Lineage: Eukaryota; Viridiplantae; Streptophyta; Magnoliopsida; Solanales; Solanaceae
Source: RefSeq, a predicted model, not a curated record